GUCCUGGUCUCUCCACAGGACCCUGCGUGGACAUGGGGGGGGCCCUGGGGCCGGCCCUGCUGCUGACCUCACUCCUUGGGGCCUGGGCUGGGCCGGGCCCGGGGCAGGGCGAGCAGGCGGUGACCGUGGCCGUGGUGUUUGGCAGCUCGGGGCCGCCGCAGGCCCAGGCCCGCACCCGGCUCACCCCCCAGAGCUUCCUGGACCUGCCGCUGGAGAUCCAGCCGCUCACCGUGGGGGUCAACAACACCAACCCCAGCAGCCUCCUCACCCAGAUCUGCGGGCUCCUGGGUGCGGCCCGCGUCCACGGCAUCGUGUUUGAGGACAACGUGGGCACCGAGGCUGUGGCCCAGAUCCUUGACUUCAUCUCUUCCCAGACGCACGCGCCCAUCCUCAGCAUCAGUGGGGGCUCUGCGGUGGUCCUCACCCCCAAGGACCCGGGCUCCGCCUUCCUGCAGCUGGGGGUGUCGCUGGAGCAGCAGCUGCAGGUGCUGUUCAAGGUGCUGGAGGAGUACGCCUGGAGCGCCUUCGCCGUCAUCACCAGCCUGCACCCCGGCCACGCGCUCUUCCUCGAGGGCGUGCGCGCCGUCGCCGACGCCAGCUACCUGGGCUGGCGGCUGCUGGACGUGCUCACGCUGGAGCUGGGCCCCGGCGGGCCCCGCGCGCGCACCCAGCGCCUGCUCCGCCAGGUCGACGCGCCGGUGCUGGUGGCCUACUGCUCGCGCGAGGAGGCCGAGGUGCUUUUCGCCGAGGCGGCGCAGGCCGGCCGUGGGCCCGGGCACGUGUGGCUGGUGCCCAACCUGGCGCUGGGCAGCACCGACGCGCCCCCCGCUGCCUUCCCCGUGGGCCUCAUCAGCGUUGUCACCGAGAGCUGGCGCCUCAGCCUGCGCCAGAAGGUCCGAGACGGCGUGGCCAUCCUGGCCCUGGGCGCCCACGGCUACCUGCGCCAGCACGGCACCUUACCCAGCCCGGCUGGGGACUGCCGCAGCCACCCUGGGCCCGUCACCCCUUCCCGGGAGGCCUUCUACAGACACCUACUGAACAUCACCUGGGAGGGCCGAGACUUCUCCUUCAGUCCCGGCGGGUACCUGGUCCAGCCCACCAUGGUGGUGAUCGCCCUCAACCGGCACCGCCUCUGGGAGAUGGUGGGGCGCUGGGACCACGGCGUGCUCCACAUGAAGUACCCGGUGUGGCCUCGCUACAGCGCCUCCCUGCAGCCCGUGGUGGACAGCCGGCACCUGACGGUGGCCACGCUUGAGGAGAGGCCCUUCGUCAUCGUGGAGAGCCCCGAUCCCGGCACGGGCGGCUGCGUGCCCAACACCGUGCCCUGCCGCAGGCAGAGCAACCACACCUUCAGUGGGGACGCAGCCCCCUACACCAAGCUUUGCUGUAAGGGCUUCUGCAUCGACAUCCUCAAGAAGCUGGCCAAGGUGGUCAAGUUCUCCUAUGACCUCUACCUGGUGACCAACGGCAAGCACGGGAAGCGGGUGCGAGGCGUGUGGAACGGCAUGAUCGGGGAGGUGUACUACCGGCGGGCGGACAUGGCCAUCGGCUCCCUCACCAUCAACGAGGAGCGCUCCGAGAUCGUGGACUUCUCUGUGCCCUUCGUGGAGACGGGCAUCAGCGUGAUGGUGGCGCGGAGCAACGGCACCGUCUCCCCCUCCGCUUUCCUGGAGCCCUACAGCCCGGCCGUGUGGGUGAUGAUGUUCGUCAUGUGCCUCACCGUGGUGGCCGUCACCGUCUUCAUGUUCGAGUAUUUCAGCCCCGUCAGUUACAACCAGAACCUGACGAGCGGCAAGAAGUCUGGGGGCCCAUCGUUCACCAUCGGCAAGUCUGUGUGGCUGCUCUGGGCGCUGGUCUUCAACAACUCCGUGCCCAUCGAGAACCCCCGGGGGACCACCAGCAAGAUCAUGGUGCUGGUGUGGGCCUUCUUCGCCGUCAUCUUCCUCGCCAGCUACACCGCCAACCUGGCCGCCUUCAUGAUCCAGGAGCAGUACAUCGACACCGUGUCCGGCCUCAGUGACAAGAAGUUUCAGCGACCUCAAGACCAGUACCCACCCUUCCGCUUCGGCACCGUGCCCAACGGCAGCACCGAGCGCAACAUCCGCAGCAACUACCGCGACAUGCACACCCACAUGGUCAAGUUCAACCAGCGCUCGGUGGAGGACGCGCUCACCAGCCUCAAGAUGGGGAAGCUGGACGCCUUCAUCUACGACGCCGCUGUCCUCAACUACAUGGCGGGCAAGGAUGAGGGCUGCAAGCUGGUCACCAUCGGCUCAGGCAAGGUCUUUGCCACCACCGGCUAUGGCAUCGCCAUGCAGAAGGACUCCCACUGGAAGCGGGCCAUCGACCUGGCCCUCCUGCAGUUCCUGGGGGACGGGGAGACACAGAAGCUGGAGACGGUGUGGCUCUCGGGGAUCUGCCAGAACGAGAAGAACGAGGUGAUGAGCAGCAAGCUGGAUAUCGACAACAUGGCGGGCGUCUUCUACAUGCUGCUCGUGGCCAUGGGGCUGGCCCUCCUCGUCUUCGCCUGGGAGCACCUGGUCUACUGGAAGCUGCGCCACUCGGUGCCCAACACGCCCCGCUUGGACAUGCUGCUGGCCUUCAGCAGGGGCAUCUACAGCUGCUUCGGCGGGGUGCAGAGCCUGGCGAGUCCCGAGAGGCCGCCCAGCCCCGACCUCACGGCCAGCUCCGCCCAGGCCAGCGUGCUCAAGAUGCUGCAGGCGGCGCGUGACAUGGUGACCACGGCGGGCGUGAGCAGCUCCCUGGACCGCGCCACGCGCACCAUCGAGAGCUGGGGCAGCGGCCGCCGCGCGCCCCCAGCGCCCACGUGCCCUGGCCCGCGGCCACCUACCCCCUGUCCGCCUCCCGACUUGAGCCCCGAGCGCUGGGGGCCGCUAAGCGGGGGCCGCGCGGUGCUGAGGCGCAAAGCCCCGCAGCUCCCGGGCCGCCCCCCGACGCCCGGGCCGCCCCUGCCCGACGUGCCCUGGGUGGCCGGCCGGCCGGGCGAGGCGCGGUGGUCGGCGCGGGCCGGGUGCUGCGGGCAGCACCCCUGGGCCUCAGAGCGGCGCGCGCUCCCGGAGCGCCCCCUAUCGCCCGAGCGGUGCCACUACAGCUCCUUUCCCCGAGCCGCCCGGUCGGGGCGCCCCUUCCUGCCGCUCUUCCCCGAGCCCCCCGAGCCCGACGACCUGCCGCUGCUCGGGCCAGAGCAGCUGGCCCGGCGGGAGGCCCUGCUGCGCGCGGCCUGGGCUCGGGGCUUGCGGCCGCGCCACGCCUCCCUCCCCAGCUCGGUGGCCGAAGCCCUCGCCGGGCCCUGCUCGCUGCCCGCCAGGUGUUCGCGCCCGGCCUGCGGGCGGCUGGCGCAGGCGCAGUCGAUGCAGCUGCCGUCCUGCCGGGAGGCCUGCCCGGACGCGUGGGCGGGACCCGCCUGGCCGCACAGACAGCACGCCUGCCUCCACGCGCACCUGCCGCUCUGCUGGGGCGCUGUCUGCCCUCCCCCCCCACCCUGUGCCAGCCAUGGCCCCUGGCUCCCUGGGGCCUGGGGACCGCCAGGGCACAGGGCCAGGACCCUGGGGCUGAGCCCAGGCUACAGGGACAGUGGGGGACUGGACGACGUCAGCCAGGGGGCCUGUGGGGUGCACGGCUACUCUGGGCCGUGCACCUGGAGGCGCAUCUCCAGCUUGGAGUCAGAAGUGUGA
Messenger RNA from Talpa occidentalis (Iberian mole), 3695 nucleotides. It is a transcript of the gene GRIN2C, whose product is annotated as glutamate ionotropic receptor NMDA type subunit 2C. Gene Ontology annotation, biological process: synaptic transmission, glutamatergic; monoatomic ion transport; long-term synaptic potentiation. The record is from RefSeq and is a predicted model, not a curated record. Gene Ontology annotation, molecular function: transmitter-gated monoatomic ion channel activity involved in regulation of postsynaptic membrane potential; NMDA glutamate receptor activity. NCBI's taxonomy places the organism in Eukaryota, Metazoa, Chordata, Mammalia, Eulipotyphla, Talpidae. Gene Ontology annotation, cellular component: postsynaptic membrane; plasma membrane; NMDA selective glutamate receptor complex.